Messenger RNA from Wasmannia auropunctata (little fire ant), 1571 nucleotides. Its product is annotated as component of gems protein 1-like. Bases 45 to 1571 code for a protein of 508 amino acids. The transcript is spliced from 3 exons. Lineage: Eukaryota; Metazoa; Arthropoda; Insecta; Hymenoptera; Formicidae. The record is from RefSeq and is a predicted model, not a curated record.
CCGGCACGAUGUCUGUCCCUUAGUCGUCACGAGCCACACGCACGAUGCAUUACGCGUCGCACAUAUUGGUAUACUACAUCGCACUUUGGUGCGCAAUAAAUAAUGGAAGAGCAGCCAGAAGCGCAGUCAGUCCGGAUAUCCUAGCAAACUUCGCAAAAAAUGUAGCCUCAGUACUGUCGCCGGCUAUCUUGGGCGACGUGCAAUCCCGCAGUAAUCGAUCAUCCAAUCCCUCCAGCCUGACGGCCAACUUGAAUGACAACGACUUGAAUUCACAUUUGAUCCUGGACAACAUAGUCGACAGAACGUCAAACGCAGCCCGCUAUUACGAACCACGCCCGUAUCCUUACAACGGGCUGUACGAUAAUUCCCCCGAAGGACUCGAGGGAUCCGAGGCGAACAUACGAGUCGACGGAUCCUUACGAGACGGCUCCUACCUGCGCCAGGAACAGCCGAACUUCUACAGGUCUUACGAUUUUUCAGCAGGCAACGACAAUCUUGACGCGACUCCGAAGUCCAGAGACAACAUCGACUCGUCGAUCGGUAACAUCCAAGAGUCGCCCACCAGUCUGUAUCCCGCUUAUCACGGCGGUGUGGGCUUCCCCAAGGCAGCCUUCCCCCACGGACCCUACGGAGGUUUCCACGGAGGUUUCGGACCGUACGGACACUACGGAGGACACCAUCAUCAUCACCAUCAUCAUCCGUACGGUGAAUCCGGGGAAGAUGCGAGCACGGAGGAGAACGCGCGAGUGGAGAACAACAGGACCAACUACGGAGGUUACGGCUCGCCCUACGGAGGUUUCGGCUAUCAUUCCGGUCCCUAUUCCCCAUUUCCCUACGGAGGAUACGGAGGGUACGGUAAUCGCGACUUCUACGGACCCUAUCCGAGAAACGGAAAUAACACUUCUGGAAACCACGGACACCACGGACACCACGGACCGUACGGUCCGUAUGGGCCUUACGGUGAACCCGAUUUCUACGGAUCGCCCCAUUACGGUCAUGGUUACGGUUAUAAUGGCAAUAAUAAUGGCAAUAACAACAACAACAACAACAACAACAAUAAUAAUAAUAAUAAUGCAAGACAAACUGAAGAACCGGCUGGGAAUGAUGAUCAGAAUAACUCGACAAAAAACGGAUACUCGCCUCCCUAUGGGCCCCCUUGGGUCAAGCCAUUACUGGGGACUUUUCCCCUCCACGGUUUCCCUUUCAGUCCUCUGCCCUACGACCACUUCCAUGGGGUGUUCAAGGGCGGCCCUGUGGUCGGAGUUGGCCCCGUUGGCUAUCCAAUAUAUGCCGAUCCGUAUCUAGUUGGGCUCCCGUUUCAUCCUUACGGACCUCUCUUCCCGGGUAAGAAGUACCUACCGCCGAAGGGCAGACCCGCCGAUUCGGGUGACUCGGCCGAGACAACGCAGGCACCGGCCGAGCUCACGGGAGAUGAGAAUCCCCCGGAGCGGAUCACCGCGCUCGACGACGAGGAGGUAGCGCCGGCACCGAGCUCGAAUCGAUACAAGACGUCGGGACGAAAGGAGUUGAAGCGAGUCAAUUUGAUUAAUAUCGACAGUCGGAGAGCCUGA